Messenger RNA from Staurois parvus, 642 nucleotides. The record is from the annotation of a GenBank genome assembly. Lineage: Eukaryota; Metazoa; Chordata; Amphibia; Anura; Ranidae.
CCUCCAAAUCAUUGGAUUCAGGUGUUCCAAUCACCUCCAUGGUCACAGGUGUAUAAAAUCAAGCACCAAGGCAUGCAGACUGCUUCUACAUACAUCUGUGAAAGAAUGGAUCGCUCUCAGGAGCUCAGUGAAAUCAAGCGUGGUCCCGUGAUAGGUUGCCACCUAUGCAAGAAGUCCAUCCAUGAAAUUUUCUUGCUGCUAAAUAUUCCACGAUCAACUGUUAGUGGUAUUAUAACAAAGUGGAAGCAACUGGGAACAACAGCAACUCAGCCAUGAAAUGGUAGGCCACGUAAAAUGACAGAGUGGGGUCAGCACAUGCUGAAGCACACAGUGCGCAGAAGUUGCCAACUGUUUGCAGAGUCAAUAGCUAAAGGCCACCAAAUAUCGUGUGGCCUUCAGAUUAGCACAACAACAGUGUGUAGAGAACUUCAUGGGUUUCCAUGGCCGAGCAGCUGCAUCCAAGCCUUACAACACCAAAUACAAUGCAAAGUGUCGGAUGCAGUGGUGUAAAGCAUGCUGCCACUGGACUCAAGAGCAGUGGAAACAUGUUCUCUGGAGUGACAAAUCAUGCUUCUUUGUCUGACAAUCCAAUGGACGUAUCUGGGUUUGGCAAUUGCCAGGAGAAUGGUACUUGCCUGACUG